UCACGUCUGAGCAGGUAGAUCAGUUCUUACGGGAGGCUCCGGAUGAUAAAUAUUUAAUGCUUAAGGUAAAUUUGGAAAUUUGUUUAUAUUCAGAAAUUUUAAGAAAUCAAUUUUUUUGUAGGUUGCACUUAUUUUGGGCGUUGCGGGAGCUUGUCGUGGAAAAGAGUUGGUUGAUUUAGAAAUCGACGAUGUGAGAGAUUUGGGCGAUUCCUUCCUAAUUGCGAUAAGAAACACCAAAAAUAAAAUUGACCGAAAUUUUGUGAUCAAAAAUUCAGAAAACAGUGCCAUCAGUUUUGUGGCGAUAUUUCGAAAAUAUGUGACAUUGCGAAAGACAGGGACACCUCAUUCAAAAUUUUUUGUUCAAUACAUCAACAAAGAAUGUACUACGCGAGUAGUAGGAAAAAACAUGUUUGGUACAUUUCCACGGCAAAUAGCAGCUUUCUUGAAAUUAGAAAAUGCGACGUCUUAUACGGGACAUUGUUUUAGACGCACAUCUGCGUCUUUGUUAGCUGAUUCGGGAGCAACAAUAGACGUGCUGAAGAGACAUGGAGGAUGGAAAUCCUCCAACGUGGCCGAGGGAUAUAUUGAAUCGUCUAUUAAAAAUAAACAAAAAAUUUCAGAUAAAAUAUUUGGUCAAGUCGCCGAUUCGUCCACUAUAGUUAUGUCACAGUCCUCAUUCUCGCUUCCUGUUUCCGCAGGAUCUUCGAAACAAACACCAGUUCAAUAUGAAAAGGACCUAUCUGUUACUCGUCAGUUACCUGGUGCAUUAACCCAGGAAAGACUGGUCAAUAUGAAGAACUGUCACAAUAUUAAUUUGAAUAUUAACGUUAAUUACCAUUCUAAUUAAUUAUAUUUUUCAAUA
Harmonia axyridis is the source of this 862-nucleotide messenger RNA. RefSeq lists its product as uncharacterized. The record is from RefSeq and is a predicted model, not a curated record. Gene Ontology annotation, biological process: DNA integration; DNA recombination. Gene Ontology annotation, molecular function: DNA binding. The coding region runs from base 407 to 847 and encodes 146 amino acids. Lineage: Eukaryota; Metazoa; Arthropoda; Insecta; Coleoptera; Coccinellidae. The transcript is spliced from 2 exons.